AUGGCAGUCAUGGAUCUACUUAUAGAAAAAAUAAACGAUCUCCAGGACAUAUGUACAGAGAAUAGCAUAUCAAAUAAAAUAGAACUCCCACAAAUAGUGGUUAUUGGUAGUCAAAGCUCCGGAAAAAGUAGUGUCCUCGAAAACAUAAUAGGCAGAGAUAUUCUUCCGAGAGGCACAGGGAUUGUCACCAGAAGGCCCUUGAUCUUGCAACUCAUCCAUAGUAAAACAGAAGAUCAUGCGGUUUUCAAUCAUUUUCCGGAAAAAAGAUAUACAGACUUUGAUGAAGUGAAGAAAGAAAUCAUAAAGGAAACAAAUCGAAUUUUAAAGUCGAAGAAUGAUGUCUCACCCCAACCCAUUAUACUUAAGUACUAUUCUUCUAAGGUUCUAACACUCACAUUAGUUGAUCUCCCUGGGCUGGUGAGAGUCCCGACUAAUGACCAGCCUAAGGACAUAUGUACCAAAAUAACGGAAAUGUGUAGGAAAUAUGUAUCUAAUAAGAAUGCCCUGAUUCUUGCAGUGUCCUCUGCCAAUACAGACAUAUCGAAUUCUGAUGCUCUACAGCUUGCUAGGGAGGUUGAUCAUAACUAUGAAAGAACCAUUGGCGUUCUUACCAAGGUAGAUCUUAUGGAUUCUGGGACAGAUGUUGUGGACAUUCUAGCAGGCAGGAUCAUAUGCCUAAGGCUGGGCUUUGUUCCCGUUGUAAAUAGAAGCCAACAGGACAUUGAAAAAAACAAAGGCAUACAACAGGCAUUAAAAGACGAGGAGGUAUUUUUCUCGACUCAUGAGUCUUAUAAAAGGAAUAAGGCAUACUGUGGAACGUCAUACCUGAUAGCAAAGCUCCAUAACAUUCUCCAUGAGCAUAUAAGGCAAUGCUUGCCGGAUCUCCAAGAAAGGAUCAAUAGUGGAAUGAUCGAUGCACAGAAUAACCUUCGAGACCUUGGAAAUGUAUGCUUAAGCCCAAAAGAAAAUGUAAUGAGAAUCAUCAAUGGCGUUUCUAAGAGAUUCAGUGACAUUCUUUCAGGGAAUGUUGAGUCUAAAGGAAACGAGCUGAUGGGAGGUGCAAGGCUGAAUUAUGCAUUCAACCACCAUUUCUCAAAAUUUAUAAACAGGCUUGGUGCUCUUGACAACAUCCACGAUGAACAGAUAAGAGCGUUGCUGUAUAAUUCUAGUGGAUCAUCAUCUGUUCUACUGUUUGGUCAAGCAGCCUUUGAAAAGCUAGCAAGGGUUUCUGUCGAAUCUUUUAAACCCCACAGCUUGAAGCUUGUAAGCAUAGUUUUUUCCGAGCUGGUUAGAAUGAUCAAACAUAUUGUAGAUGGCUCUACUAUGAGCAGGUACCCUGCACUUGGGGAGAGGAUCAUAAGUAGUGCGAUUAGAAUGUUUAAAGAACGAUGCGAUGCAACACAUAAGCUGGUCGAAUCAUUUAUUGAUUGGAAUACAGGAUAUAUCAGUACUAAGCAUCCAGACUUUAUAAAGUGGAGUGAAAUGCUGUCGAAGGAACUAGAGGAUCCUGCGGUAGAAAGAAAAGCAGAAAAGAUAGACUUCUACAAGGGAAUGGAAACCAAGAUGACUCUUGACUCCAUUCCUAAUACAUUGAGGAUUCGUGAUGGGCUUUCCGAGCAGGAAACCAUAGAGAUAAGUAUGAUCAAGUCUAUGGUUGAAUCCUACUUUGAAAUAACUAAGAAGAUAGUUGUCGAUCAAGUCCCAAAAGCGAUAAUGUGCGAGCUAGUAAAAAAGGCCGAGAAUUCCCUUCAAGAAACACUGUUUAUGGAAAUAUACAACAGAGAGGAUAUAGACACCAUAGCCUCUGAGUCUGAGGAAGUGAAGAUGGAAAGAAGCAGGAUAGAGUCCAUGCUGAAAGCCCUAAAACAGGCCUAUGAUAUAAUAUGCUCUUUAUGA
Messenger RNA from Encephalitozoon romaleae SJ-2008, 1896 nucleotides. Its product is annotated as dynamin-like vacuolar protein sorting protein. Gene Ontology annotation, cellular component: cytoplasm; microtubule; membrane. The transcript has a single exon. Gene Ontology annotation, biological process: peroxisome organization. Lineage: Eukaryota; Fungi; Microsporidia; Unikaryonidae. The record is from RefSeq and is a predicted model, not a curated record. The coding region runs from base 1 to 1896 and encodes 631 amino acids. Gene Ontology annotation, molecular function: GTPase activity; GTP binding; microtubule binding.